CAUGGCAUUCCACAUGUUGUGGUGAGUGAUAAUGGUCCAUGUUUUAGUAGCAGAGAAUGGCAAAGGUUUACAGAACUGUAUGAUUUUAAGCAUGUAACAUCAAGUCCACAUUAUGCACAGUCGAAUGGAAAAGCGGAGAAAGAAGUUCAUAUUCUGAAGAAAGCUGCAGAUAAUAACUCUGACCCGUAUUUAGCUUUAUUAAGCUCCAGAUCAUCACCAUUGCAAUGCGGAUUUUGACCUGCUGAACUUUUGAUGAAUCGGAAGAUCUGUACAACUUUGCCAAAUUAUGACAGUAAUGAACAAGGUGCAAAGAAAUCGUCAAAGUAUGUUUAUGGCAGUGACGUAGUAAGAGAACGGGUACGUUACUCCUGAUAGUACAUUUGAAGACGCACCGUUUGAAAGCGUCCCGAUCGCCUCGCCGGUUGACAAAUGGUGCACACCCUUCUGGUGGUAGCCAAUAGGAAUUCAGCACUCAUCGUAACACAGUUCCUGUUGCGUUCACUGAUCAGUAUGAGCUUUUUAACUUACACCUUAUAGAAGUGCCAACAUAAUUUACAGUGCUGCUAAGAUGAAUACAAACGUUCUCUGAUAAAGGUGGAAUUUAAACCCAUGAGAACACAUAGUCUUAUUAUUCCAGGAUCAAUUCAGGUUGGAGAAUAAAACGUAACGUUUGGUAGAACGUUUGUUUUCGUAACACCACUGAAAUGCAGCACCAGCCCGGUAAAGUGGACAGGACAACAUGGCUGCUGCUGCGUCCCGAUACUACGGCGAAGGCGGCAGAGCGACAAAAAGACAGAAAACUGAAGAAGGCGGAAUGACAACGGAAAAUUAUGAAGACCCUCACAAGCCACUACCGUCUUCUGUGGUGCACAUCAGGGGUCUGGUGGAUGGUGUGAUGGAGGCUGACCUGGUGGAGGCGCUACAGGAGUUUGGAACAAUUAGCUAUGUUGUGAUGAUGCCCAAGAAGCGGCAGGCGCUGGUGGAGUAUGAGGACAUGAACGGCUCCUGUAAUGCUGUGACUUACGCAGCUGAAAACCAGGUUUACAUCGCGGGCCACCCCGCCUUCAUCAACUACUCCACCAGUCAGAAAAUUUCCCGGCCGGGCGACUCGGACGACACCCGGAGCGUCAACAAUGUGCUGCUGCUCACAAUCUUGAACCCCAUCUAUCCCAUCACCACGGAUGUCCUCUACACUAUUUGCAACAACUGCGGGCCUGUACAGAGGAUCGUGAUCUUCAGAAAGAAUGGUGUUCAGGCAAUGGUUGAGUUUGAUUCUGUUCAGAGUGCCCAGAGGGCCAAAGCCUCUUUGAAUGGAGCGGACAUCUACUCUGGCUGUUGCACUCUGAAAAUUGAAUAUGCAAAGCCCGCACGCCUUAACGUCUUCAAGAACGACCAGGACACAUGGGAUUACACCAACCCCAACCUAAGUGGCCAAGAUGCAGAUGGUGAAGGCAAUUGGAACAUAUCACAAGAUCCUAACGCCAACCCCAACAAGCGCCAGAGGCAGCCCGCUCUCCUGGGAGACCACCCACCUGAUUACGGAGGUCCGCAAGGAGGAUAUCAUAGCUAUAACGACGACACGUACGGCCCCCCUCCUCCCCAUCGCAUGGGGAUGGGCAUGGGGGGCCGGGGCCGUGGGAGCCAGCGCUACGGUGCAGGCUAUGGGCCGCCCCCGCCCGAGUACGGCCCCCAUGCCGACUCCCCGGUGCUGAUGGUGUACGGCCUGGAGCCAUCCAAGAUCAACGCUGACAGAGUUUUUAACAUCUUUUGUCUGUAUGGCAACAUCGAGAGGGUGAAGUUCAUGAAAAGUAAACCUGGAGCAGCGAUGGUAGAGAUGGGAGAUUGUUACUCUGUGGACCGAGCCAUCAGUCACCUCAACAACACCUUCCUGUUUGGACAGAAGCUCAAUGUUUGCGUGUCCAAGCAGCAGGCCAUUGUACCAGGACAGAGCUACCAGCUAGAGGAUAACACCAGCAGCUUUAAAGACUUCCAUGGAUCUCGGAACAACCGCUUCGCCUCCCCAGAGCAGGCGGCUAAAAACCGAAUCCAGCACCCCAGCAACGUGCUGCACUUCUUCAACGCCCAGCCGGAGAUCACAGAGGAGACCUUCUUCCAAAUAUGCGAGGAAUUGGGAAUUAAAAGUCCUACGAGUAUUAAGCUUUUUACUGGAAAGAGUGAGCGCAGUUCAUCUGGGCUGCUGGAGUGGGAAUCCAUCAACGAUGCCAUGGAAGCGCUAGCUAUGGUGAACCAUUACCAGAUGAAAAAUCCCAGUGGGCCUUAUCCUUACACACUCAAGCUGUGCUUCUCAACCACACACCCUUCCAACUAAUCCGCUCUCCUUCAUUUCUAUUGUUUUUUUUUUUUUUUGCAAUAGACGUCACUCAUUUUGUCUCGUUCUGUUGGAGCACUGUUGACUAAAACUAGGAUUUAUGUGCUUUACAAAAUCUAUCUUAAAUUAUACCUUUUCCUGUUUGUAUUCAUUUUUACUUCAACUGUUUUUGUUUUUUCAAUGAGUUGUUAAUUUUGUAUAUUCACAGUACUAAACUUGACCCCCAACCCCAUGUGUCUGGUUUAUAAAUAAAGUGAUGUUACCGUAAUAUAAUGA
This is a messenger RNA of Poeciliopsis prolifica (blackstripe livebearer), 2605 nucleotides long. RefSeq names its product heterogeneous nuclear ribonucleoprotein L (gene hnrnpl). Gene Ontology annotation, molecular function: mRNA binding. The record is from RefSeq and is a predicted model, not a curated record. Gene Ontology annotation, biological process: regulation of RNA splicing; mRNA processing. NCBI's taxonomy places the organism in Eukaryota, Metazoa, Chordata, Actinopteri, Cyprinodontiformes, Poeciliidae. The coding region runs from base 740 to 2329 and encodes 529 amino acids. Gene Ontology annotation, cellular component: nucleus. The transcript is spliced from 14 exons.